Molecule: messenger RNA, 1491 nt
Organism: Hyaloscypha bicolor E
Lineage: Eukaryota; Fungi; Ascomycota; Leotiomycetes; Helotiales; Hyaloscyphaceae
Exons: 2
Coding region: 159-1388 (409 amino acids)
Biological process (GO): regulation of transcription by RNA polymerase II
Molecular function (GO): DNA-binding transcription factor activity, RNA polymerase II-specific; zinc ion binding
Source: RefSeq, a predicted model, not a curated record
UAUCUUCCGAAUGCCGGAUCCCUCCAAUCAUCUUCGAUGACCUCUUUCAGCUUUCUAAUAGCAAGCUACUAUUGAGAGUCUUUGGCCUAUCCUCCAGCAAGAGGCUUUUACAAUCCGUCAAACGACCGAAUAACACACCCACUUCAAGAACCCCCACCAUGACUGCCGAUUUCAUUCCCAAAAGACCUCACAAGAAGUCUCGAGGGGGAUGCCAGACUUGUAAGGCGAGGAAAGUCAAGUGUGACGAAGCCCAACCAACAUGCACAUUUUGUGACAAGAGAAACCUCAAAUGUGUCUACCCCACACAUCAAGAAGGCCCAAAGCUCCUCACUCCACCAUCCUCAAGCACCUCAGCCGGUCUUCCGAGGGACGCUUCUCCCUUUGGUGACGAUGAAGUGGCGGAACUUGCUUUGACAACACAGUGUAUCAUUCCUCCCUGGACUCCUCCACCAGCUCUCGUCACUUCAACCGGAAGUCUCUCCCUGACUGACAUGCGGUUGUUGCAUCAUUGGUCAACUGUAACCUGCAAUACCGUCGCUAUUGGAGAAGCCGCAAACACAACUUUACAGAUGGUUGUACCCCAACUUGCAUUCGAGAACGACUUUCUCUUGAAUGGAAUUCUUGGAAUCGCCUCCCUCGACAUGGAACGUCUCAACCCAGACUCACAAGACAUGCAAAAGCAGACAACUAUAUACCGAGGGAGGGCUGUUGCUGAUUUCCGUCGGGCCUUGACUCGGAUCGAACCAGGAACUCGAAACUAUGAGGCUGCGCUGCUCAUGUCGGCUCUCCUCAUUGCGCUCUACUCUCCCAACCCGCCCACGGACGAGGACGAAUUAAUCAUAAUCAAGUGGCUGAUCUUUUAUCAGGGACUGAGACUCUUUUUCAACAUGAGUUCUUCCCCAAAGAUAAUGGCGGGGUCUGUGGCACCAUUCUUCCGUCGAGAACUGACAGAGCUCAAAAUCGGACCAGUGGUACCGAAAGUUCUCGUCCGCAUGCUCCAAGUAAUGGACAUAAUGGACCCUGACUUCUUGAUGCUGGAACACUACUGCAAAGUCCUCGAUGAUCUGGGUAUCUUGUAUGCUAGCUUGAAGCAGGAUGGGCUGGGGCCGGAGCUGUAUAUCCGAGUUAUAUCCUGGUGCUCCUAUAUCGACCGGGAGUUUGCCAACUGCGCAAGGGAGAGAAGACCGAGAGCGAUUAUCAUCAUGGCCCAUUAUUUGGUGUUUGUCAAGGUUAUCAGGGGGCUGUGGUGGCUUGAAAGGAUCCCUGAUCGGGAUAUUGGGAAUAUUGUGAAGAGCUUGGGUCCGAGGUGGCUGGAAUAUCUCGAAGUCCCUUUGCGAGCAUCGAUGACGACCGACAAAGAUGAAAUUGCUGCCUUACUGUUGCGAUGAGAGAUCAAUAUUGCAAUUCUUACGUCACUGCACGCUAUGGACCACUCGAAACUCGAAGUACAAAAGACCAAGGACUUUCAGAAUACCUGAGUCUCUGUAUUCA